AUGUUCGAAAUGGUUCUAGUUAUCGUCCCAAUCAAGUUUCAGAGCGUUACAGUUUCUCGAAAUGUGUUUUUCCAAUUUUUUUCUAUUAUUUUCGUACUAAGGGUAGUUUUUAAGACACUCCGACGGCAGGUAAAGGGUUGUCCUUUGGUGGGAAUGUUCGAAAUGGUUCUAGUUAUCGUCCCAAUCAAGUUUCAGAGCGUUACAGUUUCUCGAAAUGUGUUUUUCCAAUUUUUUUCUAUUAUUUUCGUACUAAGGGUAGUUUUUAAGACACUCCGACGGCAGGUAAGGGGUUGUCCUUUGGUGGAAAUGUUCGAAAUGGUUCUAGUUAUCGUCCCAAUCAAGUUUCAGAGCGUUACAGUUUCUCGAAAUGUGUUUUUCCAAUUUUUUUCUAUUAUUUUCGUACUAAGGGUAGUUUUUAAGACACUCCGACGGCAGGUAAGGGGUUGUCCUUUGGUGGGAAUAUUCGAAAUGGUUCUAGUUAUCGUCCCAAUCAAGUUUCAGAGCGUUACAGUUUCUCGAAAUGUGUUUUUCCAAUUUUUUUCUAUUAUUUUCGUACUAAGGGUAGUUUUUAAGACACUCCGACGGCAGGUAAGGGGUUGUCCUUUGGUGGGAAUAUUCGAAAUGGUUCUAGUUAUCGUCCCAAUCAAGUUUCAGAGCGUUACAGUUUCUCGAAAUGUGUUUUUCCAAUUUUUUUCUAUUAUUUUCGUACUAAGGGUAGUUUUUAAGACACUCCGACGGCAGGUAAAGGGUUGUCCUUUGGUGGGAAUGUUCGAAAUGGUUCUAGUUAUCGUCCCAAUCAAGUUUCAGAGCGUUACAGUUUCUCGAAAUGUGUUUUUCCAAUUUUUUUCUAUUAUUUUCGUACUAAGGGUAGUUUUUAAGACACUCUGACGGCAGGUAAGGGGUUGUCUUUUGGUGGGAAUGUUCGAAAUGGUUCUAGUUAUCGUCCCAAUCAAGUUUCAGAGCGUUACAGUUUCUCGAAAUGUGUUUUUCCAAUUUUUUUCUAUUAUUUUCGUACUAAGGGUAGUUUUUAACACACUCUGACGGCAGGUAAGGGGUUGUCCUUUGGUGGGAAUGUUCGAAAUGGUUCUAGUUAUCGUCCCAAUCAAGUUUCAGAGCGUUACAGUUUCUCGAAAUGUGUUUUUCCAAUUUUUUUCUAUUAUUUUCGUACUAAGGGUAGUUUUUAACACACUCCGACGGCAGGUAAGGGGUUGUCCUUUGGUGGGAAUGUUCGAAAUGGUUCUAGUUAUCGUCCCAAUCAAGUUUCAGAGCGUUACAGUUUCUCGAAAUGUGUUUUUCCAAUUUUUUUCUAUUAUUUUCGUACUAAGGGUAGUUUUUAACACACUCUGA
Ceutorhynchus assimilis (cabbage seed weevil) is the source of this 1347-nucleotide messenger RNA. Lineage: Eukaryota; Metazoa; Arthropoda; Insecta; Coleoptera; Curculionidae. The record is from the annotation of a GenBank genome assembly.